Aspergillus oryzae RIB40 is the source of this 2547-nucleotide messenger RNA. RefSeq names its product HECT-type E3 ubiquitin-protein ligase. The transcript has 4 exons. NCBI's taxonomy places the organism in Eukaryota, Fungi, Ascomycota, Eurotiomycetes, Eurotiales, Aspergillaceae. The coding region runs from base 1 to 2547 and encodes 848 amino acids. Gene Ontology annotation, biological process: protein polyubiquitination. Gene Ontology annotation, molecular function: ubiquitin protein ligase activity. The record is from RefSeq and is a predicted model, not a curated record.
AUGGUCGCAAAUCCGGCAACCUCGCCCCCACAUCAUUUUCAGCGUCGAGGACAUUCUCGUUCGAUUAGCCAUCCAUUCCCGUCGCCAUUUUCCAGCAGAAGGCGAAACAAGUCGAUAUCCAAGCACGACUUUCUGGAUUCCGACGACGAUGACGACGAGGUCACGUAUUUACCUGAUCCCCUUUCCAGCAGUCCCCGGAAAGGUGCCCCGCGCUUGUCCCCCGGGGAGGAGUUGACGACAGGGAAGUGCAUGACAUGCAACUGCUCUGUCCGAUGGCCCCGGAACCUCAAAGUCUUUCGAUGUACAGAAUGCCUCACCGUCAAUGAUAUGGAACCGCACAGGGGGUCCCCCGAGUCGAGCGGGCAUGCUCAUCCAGGAAAGGACGACAAACCAUUGCCAACGAUCCCCAGGAAAGCUGGGCGAUCAUGCGAUCAAGCAGCCAGGGAUAAGCCAAGUCGCCCUUACAUAUUUAGGGCGGUAGAAGAAUACAUCAUAACUUCAUUCAAAGGCUGCGAUUGUCUCAACAGUUCCUUCACUACGGUACAGCAUGCACUACCGUCUACAAUGAAUCCAUUGAUUUACUCGUCGAGUCAGCACGUCGCGCUCCACCCUGGAGCUACUUCUGCAGCGCGCAGUGAUAGAAGACCAUCUAAUACGAAAGAUACCGGUCAUAAACCAGUGCCCCCUGAUAUCAAAUCUCCCUCCAGACAUCGGAGCGGAGGGCCCGGCCACCAUUCAGGCAUCGUCAAGCGGAUACUGGGCUUGUUGGCGAACUUACCCAAUGACUGUCAUCACUAUCUUGUUUCUUGGUUUUCGCGGUUUUCAGCAGGGCAAUUCGAAAAGCUUGUCGAUUUCGUCGGCAGCUUCGUGACAUAUCGAUUGACACGUCAACAUGGGCGGAAACGCAGCGAGUCGGCACAGCAUGAUGACGAUUUGAUUCCAAGCUUUUCCAGCGCCGCCGGCAAUACGCCAGCGGAAUUGCAUGCGGCCAUUAAUGGGAGAAGCACCAGCAAACAGGCCACCGAGAAACGCGAUCAGCCAGUGGUCUAUAGUGACGACUGGCAGCUUCGGGCAGCAGCGAGAGUAAUGUCACUUCUUUUCACUGCCAACAACGCGAACGUUGCUCGAAAACCAGAUGGAAUACUCGGUCAGGAAGCAGGCUCUGCGGCCAAACCUCAAGGAUACCGACGAGGGCAAAUUGUCCCAGUCAGCGCAUUCUAUAAUACACUGCUAGACUACUCGGACCUUGUGGCUGAUUUUGAAGCCUGGGAGUCUAAGAGCACAAAGUUCUCUUUCUGUCAAUACCCAUUCUUCCUUAACAUUUGGGCCAAGAUUCAUAUACUUGAGCACGAUGCACGCCGGCAAAUGGAAGUCAAAGCCCGCGAAGCCUUCUUCAAUAGCAUAUUGAGUCGGAAAGCGAUCAGCCAGUAUCUUUUGUUACGGGUGCGACGCGAUUGUUUGGUCGAUGACAGCCUCCGAAGUGUUAGUGAGGUUGUAGGUUCGAGUCAAGAAGAGAUCAAGAAGGGCCUCCGCAUAGAAUUCGUCGGUGAAGAGGGUGUGGACGCAGGUGGUCUCCGCAAGGAAUGGUUCUUGCUGUUGGUCCGGGAGAUCUUUGACCCACAUCACGGACUGUUUAUCUACGACGAAGACUCGCAGUUUUGUUAUUUCAAUCCGUACUGCUUCGAAUCAUCGGAGCAGUUCUUCUUGGUCGGAGUCCUACUGGGACUAGCUAUAUACAACUCCACCAUUCUUGAUAUAAACCUUCCGCCCUUCGCGUUCAAGAAGCUUUUGGCUGCCGCGCCGCAAACGACUGGACCACAGCCUGCAACAACACGGUCAACGUACAAGUGUAACCUCGAUGACCUGGCCGAGUAUCGACCUCCACUCGCGAAGGGCCUCCAAGCCCUUCUGGAUUUCGAAGGAGACGUUGCGGAGACCUUUUGCUAUGAUUUUGUCGCUCAAAUGGAUCGCUAUGGUGAAGUAGUUGCGGUACCGCUCUGCACUGGGGGCGAUAAGCGGCCUGUUACAAAUGCGAACCGACGGGAGUUUGUAGACUUGUAUGUUCACUACCUGUUGGAUACGGCCGUUACCAGACAGUUCGAGCCCUUCAAACGUGGCUUCUUUACUGUUUGUGGCGGUAAUGCGUUAUCCCUCUUUCGGCCCGAAGAGAUUGAACUUCUUGUACGUGGCUCAGAUGAACCGUUGGACGUGGCGUCCUUACGGGCAGUUGCUACGUAUGACAACUGGUCGGACCCCCGACCAGAGAUGGUGCCGGUCGUGCAGUGGUUCUGGGAUUUCUUCGAACACACACAGCCGCAGGCACAGCGAAAGAUACUAUCGUUUAUUACCGGCAGUGAUCGUAUUCCAGCCAUGGGGGCAACGAGUCUCAUAAUCCGGGUGGCCUGUCUGGGAGACGACUCGUCGCGAUUCCCUACUGCACGUACAUGUUUCAAUAUGUUAGGGUUGUAUCGGUAUACUACACGGGAACAAUUAGAGCAGCGGCUCUGGGGAGCAGUGCUCAACAGUGAAGGAUUUGGACUGAAAUAG